AGGAGGUGAGUUUAAGAAGUAACUGACGCGAAUGGCGGUAAGUACCGCCUCUAUCUUCUAUAUAAAUGAACCCUAGUUCUUGUGGUUCUCCGCCGGCUCCCCCCUCUCAGUUCUCACUUGCUUACCCUAAUUCGUCUCGAGCAGGAGUCUUCCUGCGGAAAGGAGAACAGAGCAACAUAUUUCCAACAUCUGGUGAAAUUUGCUUCCAGUUAUCACUCCAGGCGCAUCCAAAGCUUUGAUCUGAAAGCUCCCGAGGCAGAAUCACAACCUGUCCGACAGCCAUGGGGAUUUCGAGCCUGCCGACCCCAUCGGAGAGCGUGCUCACUCUCGUCCUCGUCAACACCGUCCUCACCAUCUCCAUCCUAAAGCAGCUCCUCCGCUCCCUCCUCCACCUCCUCCGCCUCCGUGCGUCGCCUCUUCUGCCGCCGGAGCACGCCGCCGGAGAGGGUUGCGAGCCGCACAGCCUGACGGACCGGUUCCGCAGCCACUGCAGGCCUAUCCGCUUCGGCUCGGCCCUGGGCCGGCGGCGGGCGGCAGCCGAGCGGGCAUCCGACUGCCGAGUCUGUCUCGCCCGGUUCGAACCGGACUCGAUGGUGAACACGCUUCCCUGCGGCCAUUUCUUCCACAAAGCCUGCCUGGAAACGUGGCUCGACUACCGGCACGCAACGUGCCCCCUCUGCCGGACCUACGUCCUCCCCGGCGAGAACACUACUGCCGCCGCCGUCUUCGUCUCGAGUUCUUCGCGGCCGUGGUUUUAGGACAUGGCAGAGAACGCCACGGACGGUGCGCGUGAUCACAUUUUCCAUUUUUGGGUUCUUGUAGGCAGAAAACACCCCUGAGUUUAUUAUCUUGAUUCCAAUUUCCGGAAGAAAAAAAAACUCAUUUUUAAAUUAAUUUUAAAAUCACUGAUUUUCAAAAAAAAUAGCACACGGUAAAUUUUCAUUUUCUAAAUUUUAGAAUGCUAAUGUGAUCUUGUGCAUCGGAGAAGAAAUAUUAAAUUUAAUUU
Zingiber officinale is the source of this 1006-nucleotide messenger RNA. RefSeq names its product probable E3 ubiquitin-protein ligase XERICO. Gene Ontology annotation, molecular function: zinc ion binding. Bases 282 to 758 code for a protein of 158 amino acids. The record is from RefSeq and is a predicted model, not a curated record. Lineage: Eukaryota; Viridiplantae; Streptophyta; Magnoliopsida; Zingiberales; Zingiberaceae. The transcript is spliced from 2 exons.